Messenger RNA from Drosophila willistoni, 2129 nucleotides. RefSeq names its product ADP-ribose glycohydrolase OARD1 (gene Targ3). Bases 103 to 555 code for a protein of 150 amino acids. The record is from RefSeq and is a predicted model, not a curated record. NCBI's taxonomy places the organism in Eukaryota, Metazoa, Arthropoda, Insecta, Diptera, Drosophilidae. The transcript has 3 exons. Gene Ontology annotation, biological process: peptidyl-glutamate ADP-deribosylation.
UGCCAUUCACUAAGAAGCGCGGACAAUUUCUUUUUUGCGCUUCGAUUUCAAUUGGAAGGAAAGUGAAGGAAAUUUGUAAAAAAUAGAAAUAAAUGAAAUUUGAUGAAAAUGUCACUGUUUAGCAUACGUGAGGUGACUGGAGAUUUGUUUAGUGCUGGCAAUGAGUACUCCAUGUGUCAUUGUGUGGCUGCGGAUUUGCGUAUGGGCAAAGGAAUUGCCAUUAAAUUUCGCAACAAAUUUGGUCAAUUGGAAGUUUUGCAGCAGCAAAAUGUCCAUCCCGGUGGCGUGGCCAUAAUCAAGGAUGGCCAACGUUUUAUCUACAAUUUGGUGACCAAACAAAGUAGCUGGGGCAAACCAACAUAUCAAUUAAUGCACAGCUCCCUGACAGCCAUGCGGCAACAUAUGAUUGAUCAUCAGAUCAGAAAAUUGGCUUUGCCACGCAUAGGAUGCGGCUUAGAUGGCCUAAGUUGGUCAAAAAUAAAAGACAUGCUCUGUGAGCUGUUCCAACAAGAUGAUAUUGAAUUGAUUGUAUAUAAUUACAAGCCAGAGAAAUAAAAUAAAUAUACAAUUAAAAAUUAUUGUGAUGGCGGCGGCGGCGGCACAAAAUUGUAGACGACAAUCUCCAAUUUUUCACACUCAAAAACUUGCUUCAGCAAAGCGCUAACCUUGUCCCAUUCCAAGCCAUCGAUGCCACAUCCAAUACGCGGUAUGGCCAACGAUUGUACAUUAUUUUUACGCUGCAAGUACAUUUAAGUUAGUCAUAAGUAGUUUAAGUUUUUUGAUUCUUUUUGGGUCUUACCAUGUGCUCACGCAUCUGUUCCAAUGAUGCUUGAAGUGAUUCAUAGGUGGGUUUACCAUAACUCUGAGCUUUAGUAACCAAAUAGUAGAUAUAACGCUCAUCCUCUUUCAAUAUGGCCACACCGCCGCUAGUUACCUUCUGGGAGCGUAAUUCCUCCACUUUGCCAAAGACUUGCUUGAAUUUCACUGCUAUGCCAGCGGCCAUGGCCAAAUCGGCACCCACACAAUGGGCCAGAGAAUGGGUUUUGGGUGCCGAGAAGAGAUCACCAUCUACUUCAUUGAUUUUGAAACUGCUCUGAUUAGCCAUCCCCACAACAAAAGCGCGUCGAAAUGCCUCACGUAAUUCUAGAAGUUUAGGAGAAUACAUUUUCGUAAAUUAAAUGAAAUUGUUUGUUAUCUGAAUGAAUAGUCAAAGAUAUUUUUGAAACUACUUUUGUUUCUUUUUUUUUAAAUUUGACAUUUCUUUGAAUGAAAAUUCUAUGAAAUGUUUUAUCUUAAACUCUUGAGGUGUUUUUAAAAUUGUCUUCAUUUAACUGCAGAAAUGUAAUUCAGCUGCUUUGUGUCAGCAUAUUUUGAUUUAUUUUAAUUUAAGAAACACAAAUAUAUUUUCUAACAUUUCAAAAGGCAUUUUUUAUCAUCUAUUAUGCAAUUAUUGUCAUUAUAUUAGCAUCUAUUAUGGAGUUGAAAGUUUUUAUUUAAGACCUUAUUUCUUGGCAUGCAUUCAAUUAUCUCUUAAAUUAAAAAAUUCAUUUGGACAUUAAAUUCUCAAUGAAUUUGUGGUUUAAAUCAAGACUUUAAAUUUAAAAUAUUCUCUAUAUGUAGCAUUUAAUAUUCUUUUAAUUGAAAAACUUCUUUUGGAAAACGGUUUUUGGCAUGGAGUGUUGCCUAAAUCACAUGCCAUUUUAUUAAUUUUAAUUUUCUGUCAGAAUUUAGUUUAUAAGGUUUAAAUUUGUUUAACUUAUAAAUAGAAUUACAAUUUCUAAGCAAAUUAUUCCAAUUAUUUCUAAGCAAAAGUAAACAAACUCAAUGAAUGUUCCUAAAUAAGUGAAAUAUUUCAUUUAAAUAAGUUUUAAAAAAUCUUGAAACUUCUGGAAUUUUUCCCAUCAUCAGUUUUAGUUUUAGUUUUAGUUUUCCACUCGAAGACUAAAAAGUUUGCUCUUUCUUACGGGAGAAUUAAACGAAUAAAAAAUAUAUAUAUAUGCUUUGGAAUGAGAUUAGAUGCUUUAAAACUAGUUUAAGAAAAAGAAAAAAAUGAUAAAUAUUUGAAGAAAUGUCUACCAUAUAGAGAUAAAACUUAAAGCUAAUGAUUAAAAGACCAUUUUGUGAACGUU